GUUUCUGAGUCAGUGCAGGGGGAGAGCCUCGAAGUCGGUGGUCCUUGUUCCCGCUGAUCUGUUGCGAGUCCAGCGAAAUGAUUGCGGUCCGACUGGUGCAGUCAGCUGUUCUGGUGUCCCUGCUGGUGGCAUUUCCGGCUUGUGUCACGACUUCUGAAAACACGAAUGAAAUACUGGCGUCCAUUCUUUCCUCCCCUGGGGAUUCCCUUACACGAGAACAAAGCAUAAGCAAACGCACCAUGUCGUUCAGUUCUUGCACGGGUGUCUACGACCGCGAACUCCUUGUAAGGCUCGACCGCGUGUGCGAAGACUGCUACAACCUCUACCGCGACGUUGGAGUGGCGGCCGAAUGUAGGAGUAACUGUUUCCACAACGAGGUGUUCCUGUACUGCGUGGACUACAUGUUUCGGCCUCGCCAGAGGAACCAGUACCGGGCCGCCCUGCAGAGGCUCGGCAAGUAGGCGGGUCCAUCCGGCCAGCUCUUCCGCACGGGCGCUCGCUGUGAGACUUUCUGAAUGACCAGACUCUAGGCUCUCCUUCGUUUGUCUCUGUACCCUAAGUUAGAAGCUGACACCAUAUUGACGCCGAGGUGUCUUCAUAAAGCAU
Penaeus monodon (black tiger shrimp) is the source of this 606-nucleotide messenger RNA. Its product is annotated as crustacean hyperglycemic hormone-like. The record is from RefSeq and is a predicted model, not a curated record. Lineage: Eukaryota; Metazoa; Arthropoda; Malacostraca; Decapoda; Penaeidae. The transcript is spliced from 3 exons. Gene Ontology annotation, biological process: circadian rhythm. Gene Ontology annotation, molecular function: neuropeptide hormone activity. Gene Ontology annotation, cellular component: extracellular region. Bases 78 to 461 code for a protein of 127 amino acids.